GAGUCGGAGCAGUCAGAUAGAGAGAGCAGUAGAGGCAGAAUAUAACGAGAACUAUGAAUUCAAAGAAAACAGUCUUUGUUAUUCUUUUUAUGAGCGGAUGGUUAAUCAUUAAUGCCACCACGUCUAUUAUAAAGGCCAGAGAUGUCCGAGAGUUGUCAAAGUCAAAAUAUAAGAUGGAUGGAUGUACUUUAUCAUCUUCUGUAUGAUGUUCACCGUGUGGAGUCAAAAAUAGAAAACUUGGAGAAAAGCAAGAGGGAUAUGAAUAAAGAAAUCAGAACACUUAAACAUCGGAGAAACACUGUAUGUGAAUCAGGCGUGAUCAAAUUAUACCACGGAGUUCAUCGCUUCUCCUGGCCAUAUGUCAAACAUAUUUAUUUCAAGAAACAUUUUGAGAAACCACCUGUGAUAACCUAUGGAAUCUUCACACUCGAUACUUCGCAUAAGAAAAACACACGAUUUCGUACUGAUGUGGUGUACAUCACGAAGUCAAAGUUUGCAUUAAAGUUGCGCACUUGGAAUGACUCGAUAACAUACGGAGUGGGAUUAAGCUGGAUGGCAUGUGGAAAAUGAUAAUUUAAACAACAAGACAAGCACCACUUCCAAUUAUAUUUAUAAGCAUUUUUCACCUUGCUUAAAAUGAUGGAAUUUAGAACUUUAACAAAAAGCUGUAUUUAUCAAAUAAAAGGACA
Molecule: messenger RNA, 689 nt
Organism: Saccostrea cuccullata (small rock oyster)
Lineage: Eukaryota; Metazoa; Mollusca; Bivalvia; Ostreida; Ostreidae
Exons: 5
Coding region: 142-570 (142 amino acids)
Biological process (GO): cell adhesion
Molecular function (GO): carbohydrate binding
Source: RefSeq, a predicted model, not a curated record